GAGUAAAAUUACAGUAAAUGACUCAGCCUGAUCACGUUUCCAUCUGUGUGUAGAGUAGUGGGGAUGGAGGCUCGGUCCGUGCCCCGUGGCCCGUCUGCAGUGCUGCCCGUCCGCAGUCCGCUCCGCUUCGCGUGAGAUGUGUCUCUGCUCGUCCUUCCCGCCUCACCUCCUCACAGCGGUGGAGAAAGUUUUUAAAUCUCUCAGCAACUCAUCACUCAGGACUCACGAUCCCGCUCAGCACGAUGAGAUUUCUGCCCAAAGUGAGGUGCCUCUUUCCAUAUGUCCUGUUCAUCCCAGCGGUGAUUUUUCUUACCUACACUGGUCCUGUAACAGUCAGGUAUUUAGAGGGAUUAAUUCCCAUGGAUAAAUGCCCUCUACUUCCAGGACAGACACUGCAGAAGGGGGAUCCUAUCGAUGCUUCUCUGGACCUCUGGUCCAGAAGGGAUGUUCAGACCUGCACUUACUGGGGUGCCCCCGUGAUGUGGGAGGGAAUGUUCGAUCCCGAAGCGUAUGACCUGGAGCACAGAAAAAGGGGCUCGUCUGUGGCGCUGACCGUGUUCGCUGUUGGAAGGUACCUGGACGCCUACCUGACGGAGUUCCUGCGCUCGGCGGAGCAGCACUUCAUGCCGGGUUUACCCGUGACCUACUACGUGUUCACAGACGCGCCGGAGCGGGUGGCGGAGGUGCGGCUGGGUGCGGGCCGCGUCCUGGAGGUGGUGCAGGUGCAGCGGCAGCAGCGCUGGCAGGACGUGUCGAUGAUGCGCAUGCGGGCCAUCGCCGAUGCCAUCGACUCCCGCAUCCGCCACCGUCACCCCUAUGUCUUCUGCCUGGACGUGGACCAGGUGUUUGCGGGCCGCUUCGGCUCCGAGGCGCUGGGGGAAUCCGUCGCCCUGCUGCACGCAUUCUACUACCACCGGCCCAGGGCCUUCUACACCUACGACCGCAACCCAGCCUCGGCGGCCCGCAUGGAGGGGCCGGGCGACUUCUACUACCAUGCGGCCGUGUUCGGGGGGUCCUGGCAGAGCGUGAGGAACCUGACGGAAGCCUGCUACAGGGGCGUAGUGGAUGACAAGCGCAAGGGGGUGGAGGCCCUGUGGCAGGAUGAGAGCCACCUCAACAAGUACUUCUGGCUCCACAAGCCCAGCAAAGUGCUGUCCCCGGAGUACUGCUGGGCACGGCACGUGGGUUACCGCGGCGACAUCCACGUCACCCGCCUGCUCUGGGCUGAGAAGCACUAUGACACGCUGAGGUACCCUGCAGGACAGUGAACCCCCAAACCCCCAAAACGAAACCUCCAAAAGCUUUCGUACCUCGCCAAUAUACACACCUCAAUAAUAAUAAUAAUAAUAAUAAUAAUAAUAAUAAUAAUAGUAAAGGAAUAGUACCUUCAUAAAUAACAUUGUUAUUAUUAUUUAAAUUAUUUUUUAUUAUGAUUAUCCGACAACAGAGGGGAGUGGCUGAGGUCUAAGCUGUGUUAUUCAGGCUCUGCAACUGCAAGAUAGAGUGCAAAAGUAAAAUCAGUUUUUUUAAAAUGAUUGUAAUUUGCACAGGACUUUUGUACUCAGAAAAAAGGUCACUCCACUUUGUGCUCUGUAGUGAGGAGCUCCUUUGUGCCUUGAGCUGGAGAUCUUGCUUGUUCUUGAUUGCACUUUGUGGCCUGCAGGUGUCCACUCCGCAGGUGCCUUUUACCUGGUCUGACCUGGAGCACCGCCUGGUCUUGCUUUUAUAACCAUGUAAAUGCAUCAUGGCCAUAUUUUGUGCUGCGAGAGGAAUUUAUCCUGUGAGUGCUUUGUUAUUCAAACACCAUGUUUUUUGUAAAAGGUGUGUGCUGUUCUGGGGUCAGCCCUUUGUACACAUUUGAGUGUUCCGCUGUUCCCACCUGUCCUGAGAGAUAUGUGUGUCUGUGUGGGAAGUGGCAGAAGCCAUUAAAAUUAAUAAUAAAACUGAGACACUGUAAUAAUGUGUAGUAUAUAAGGGGGGCAAGCACCACAGGUGUAUACAAUGUGUUGUAUUAUUGUUGUUCAGACUCCUAUAUUUCUUCUAAAAUCAUGAAGCAUAGCUCAGAUUGAUGAGAAAUUUGAUACAUAGGACUUUUGGCAUAUACUCUACAUUGCAAAGGAAGAGUUGGAUGGGCCAAUGAAAUUUCAACUGUCAUUUUAUUGGUGGAUUAUGGGUAAACCAUGCAGGUCUAUGGGAUAUAUCACCAUACCAAAUUUUGUGGUGAUUGGCUAUAUGGGAUCAAUACAAUAAUACAUUUUCCAUUGAAUUUUAACUGCCAUUGCUGGACCAGAAUAUUUAAAGAUUUUUAAAAAUUUAAAGAUUAUGUUGUGGGGGCCUCGAGUAGCUUAGCGGCUGAGGCUCUUGCUUUGAGUGCAAGUGAUGCUUGCAAGUUGAUUGGAUGAUGUCAGUCAAACUGCAUCCAUCCUCCAAUCGGAAUUUAGCUCACUGUAGCGCAGUGGGUGACCUACAGUGUGAAAAAUGGCCUCGUUUGUUUGUGAGUGUAGGAGAGACCUGCAUUCAGCGGGCCCCGAGCUCCUGCGUGGCUCCAGCAGACGUUGCAGUGAGAGACGGGGAUCUCCAAUUGGCGAUUCCAAAAAGAGGAGUGCACCAAGGUGAAAAAGAUUACAUUUUAAAGAUUUCGAAAACUACCGUCAACGCCCAGUUAUCUGGCUGCAAGUCGGUGCAUCUAACGAUCACCAGAUGUUCAAAAAGAAACACAAUCGGAGAGGGAGGUAGCAAUUUACACUGCCUUUACAGUGGUAGGCUACAAUACAACAAAAUAUAAAAUACAAAGACGUAUAACUGAGUAUACAUGGGCAUAUCCAUUUGCUGCUGUGGAUUGUUCAUGUGUUUAAUAAUGAGUGUCACAGCUCUUCCAUAAGCCUAAUCAGUUGAUUCAUGUAUUGCCAAAGCGAGGCUUCUAGCCUCUCUGGGCUCUGGCAGACACCUAUAAGCAUUAUACUUAUUUGUGUUUAUUAUUUAAUUAUUGUUAAUCCUUAUUAUAUGCAUCAUAAGCAUGUAAUCAGUUCUAAUCCUGCCAAGGAGUAGAAUUCAGUUAUUUUUAAAUAUGGUAUGGAGCCAUUAAUAUAUUGUAUAGUGUUGUAUACUGCACUCAGAUUAAGUCUGUAGUGUUUGUGUAGAAACUAAUUUUCUGCUUAUUUGGGCCUUUGUUUUUGCUUGACUCUGGUUAUUGCUGCUUGCAAUCAUAUUUUAUUUUGGAGUAUUUAUUUCAUUUUGGAUUAUUUGUUUAAUUUUGGAGUAACAGGCUGCAUUCUGCUACCUUUAUUUCAAUUCUGAAACGUAUAGACAAGUGAGCUUGUCCUUUCACUGCCACUGUCAGUUGGCUCAUAGUCAGGCUCAUAAAACUGCGGUACUCUAUCCUGAAAACAAUCCUGACUCAUUUUGACUUCCAAUAUUGUUCAUACCCCUUGCAGGAACACAUCACACAUCAUCUGAGUCCUGCUGAUAAAGAGUGCAAACUUCAGGAGAAACAAAGGCUUGUUUUGUAUUUUAUUUCCUCAUGAUUGUGUAAAUGGAUGAUGGAACCAGAUUGCUGGUUAACUGGGAACUUAGAUCUAGUGGCAGUAUCAGGAAAGAUUUGUACUCAUUAAUGUGAAGUUUGCGUUCACAAACAGAAUCAUUCUAGCCGCUGUGUGGUAAGUGGUUUGUUCAAACAGCCCCUUGUACACUCACUUUCUCCCCGAGAGACUGACCUAAUGGGGAAAUGAGUCGUAAUGGAAGGGCUAUUUCUGUUUUAUCACCAGAGAUAAAUUCCCCAUCUCAUUCUUAAAUGGGUCAAACACAACUCCACAUCACAACAACAGUGACCACACAGCUGCUGUUGGGAAGAAAUGGAUGCGUGUCUCUACCCCUCCCCAGUCCUUCUACAGCUAUGAGACAGGUUGCUCACCUUCACUGCAGCUGAAUGUUAAUAGCCUCUCUGUACCUGUGUGGCUUGUGUACACAUCAGAUGCCCUCAGAUGUCAGCAACUUCAGUUUCUCACACAUCUGAGUAUCUCACAGACCUUCACCUCUUCGAAAACAACAGAACCACAUCUGCUCAGCCAGCUUCAGAGUCUGUCCGUCACGCUCGUGUAGCGCAGUGCACUAAAACCGCCUCGCCUUGAAACGCACGAAAUGAGAAAAUAUUCC
This is a messenger RNA of Megalops cyprinoides (Indo-Pacific tarpon), 4152 nucleotides long. RefSeq names its product alpha-1,3-galactosyltransferase 2-like. Gene Ontology annotation, biological process: carbohydrate metabolic process. The transcript has 5 exons. Gene Ontology annotation, molecular function: hexosyltransferase activity. Gene Ontology annotation, cellular component: vesicle; membrane; Golgi apparatus. Lineage: Eukaryota; Metazoa; Chordata; Actinopteri; Elopiformes; Megalopidae. The record is from RefSeq and is a predicted model, not a curated record. Bases 243 to 1268 code for a protein of 341 amino acids.